This is a messenger RNA of Strongylus vulgaris, 261 nucleotides long. The record is from the annotation of a GenBank genome assembly. NCBI's taxonomy places the organism in Eukaryota, Metazoa, Nematoda, Chromadorea, Rhabditida, Strongylidae.
AUGGGCUCAUGUGCCAAUGGCGGAGGAUACUACCACUACUGCUACUCGGUACUGCGUGGUUGUGAUCGUGUGAUUCCUGUUGAUAUCUAUGUUCCCGGAUGUCCUCCACAUGCUGAGGGAAGGCUUAGUGUUUGGUUAAGAGUUCGAAAACCGCGGCUUGCUGGUGAAGGCAUUCUACGCAAGGCACUCCUCUAUGGUGUUCUCCAGCUACAAAAGAAGAUCAAGCGAAAGCGUGAAGCUCAACUCUGGUACAGACGUUAA